ACACCCAAGCGUACCUCCUCGUGCACUUUGCUCAGACAGGGUUGUGCUUUUAAGCGCGUGUCCGCUGUAAAUUCGUUGUGUGAGCCAAACCGACAAUUCGUCAUCAGUCCAUUCAGUUUCUACCAGACGCAGACUUUUUCAGAGCUCCUGCAAUGGCCUCCGGUGUGAAAGUCACAGAUGAAGUUAUCGCAGUCUUCAAUGAUAUGAAGGUGCGCAAGGCCCAGGCAAACGAGGAUGAGAAGAGGAAGAGGAAGAAGGCAAUCCUGUUCUGCCUGAGCAAGGAUCUCAAGAACAUCGUUCUGGAUGAUGGCAAAGAAAUCCUGCAGGGUGACUUGGGAGUCACCGUUCAGGACCCAUACCAGCACUUUGUCAAGAUGCUGCCCCCAGACGACUGCCGCUAUGCUCUGUACGACGCUACAUAUGAGACCAAAGAAACAAAGAAGGAGGACCUGGUCUUUAUCUUCUGGGCUCCAGAUAGUGCUCCUUUGAAGAGCAAGAUGAUCUAUGCCAGCUCAAAAGAUGCUAUCAAGAGGAAAUUUGAAGGUAUUAAACAUGAGUGGCAGGUGAACGGUUUGGAAGACCUCAGAGAUCGGCACACCUUGGCAGAAAAGCUUGGUGGCUCAUCAGUUAUCAGCCUGGAAGGAUCCCCUAUAUAAAUAGUACUCCCCUCCUCUCUCCAGCUUCAGUUGAGGCCAUUCAGACACAUCUGUUGGGUUUAGAUGUUCAUUCCAGUUUGGCAUGGAGAAGGGCAGAAGCAGAACCAAUACCAUUUGUGGGACUCUCGGGGAGGGAUAUCGUGGGUGGGCUCUGGGUCAAAUGACAAUUUUAAGGAGAGGGGAAAAAAAAAAAAAAAAAAAAACAGGUAAAAAUGAAGACUGUCAUUCCACUUCAUACAACCUAAAGAUUAUAAAUAAACAUACAAAGAAAAAAACAUUUAAGAUACAACUGAUGAAGGAUGAUGAUGAUAAAAUUUAAAUGCACACGUUCAUUUCUAAGGACAGGGUUUUGUUUUUUCCAGAUUCCACUUGAAUGAUUGCAGAGAAAGGGACAGGCAACAUUUUAGUUUCCCAAACACUGAAUCCUGACACUUUUUUUUUUUUGCUAAACUUCUAGUUAAUUUUUUGUAAGUGUGUGUGUAGUUGAGACUAGAUGUAGUAUGAACUAAUUCACACUUGAUUGCACAAGGUGUUACCAAACAUCUUCUGGGUGGGGACACGGUUAAAAUAUAUAUAAUUUUUUUUUGUUUUUUUUCAAUUUGUUUGGGAUUUUUUUUUGUUGUUUGAACAUGCAAUUUUCAAAACUUGAGUGAGUCCUUUUCCAGCUCUGGGUCUAAAAUUCCAUGUAGUAAACAUUCCUUGUACUUGUUAAAUCCAGAAUUUCCAUAUUCGAUUGUAAAGCCUUGGAGCGUUCUGAAGGUCUGGGGACUGACGUGUAUAUGAAGGAGCAGUGGUCUGAGUUUACCGUUGAUUGAAAAUUGAAUGGUGGAUGUUUUGUAUCGUCUCCUUAUCUCUAAUAAAAAGCACUAAACUAC
Molecule: messenger RNA, 1531 nt
Organism: Melanotaenia boesemani (Boeseman's rainbowfish)
Lineage: Eukaryota; Metazoa; Chordata; Actinopteri; Atheriniformes; Melanotaeniidae
Gene: cfl1
Product: cofilin 1
Exons: 4
Coding region: 153-656 (167 amino acids)
Biological process (GO): cell motility; actin filament severing; actin filament fragmentation
Cellular component (GO): actin cytoskeleton; actin cortical patch; cytoplasm
Molecular function (GO): actin filament binding
Source: RefSeq, a predicted model, not a curated record